Molecule: messenger RNA, 1227 nt
Organism: Penicillium soppii
Lineage: Eukaryota; Fungi; Ascomycota; Eurotiomycetes; Eurotiales; Aspergillaceae
Product: epoxide hydrolase family protein
Exons: 4
Coding region: 1-1227 (408 amino acids)
Biological process (GO): epoxide metabolic process
Molecular function (GO): epoxide hydrolase activity
Source: RefSeq, a predicted model, not a curated record
AUGACCGAGCUUCAACCAUACAAGAUUUCUGUUCCAGAGGAUGCCCUCAAAGAUCUCCAGCAACGGUUAGCAUUGACCAAGCUUCCAGCUCAGCUUGAGUCGGAUAAGCAGGACCUGUGGGAUUUUGGAACUCCAGUCAAGGAUGUUCAUCGUCUUGUAGAGUAUUGGAAGAACGGGUUUGACUGGCGAAAGGCCGAAGCGAAAUUGAACGAACUGCCUCAGUUUCAGACACAAAUUGAAGUAGAUGGGUUUGGCAGCUUGAAUAUUCACUAUGUGCACCAAAUCAACACGAACAAGAACGCAAUUCCACUUCUAUUCAGCCACGGAUGGCCCGGAUCGUUCAUCGAAGUUACAAAACUUCUCCCAUUGCUCAAAGGCGACGAAAAUAGCCCUGCAUUCCACAUUGUUGCACCGUCCCUCCCCAACUUCGGCUUCUCCUCAGGAGUCACCCGUCGGGGAUUCGGUCUUGCCCAAUACGCCGAAGUCCUGAAUAAACUCAUGCUCAAGCUAGGCUAUGAUCAAUACGUCACGCAAGGUGGAGACUGGGGAUUCUGGAUAACCAGAGUCAUUGGAUGGUUAUACCCACAGCAUUGCCACGCAUCCCAUAUCAACAUGGUUUUAUCCCGGCCCCCAAAAUUUGCCAGUAAUCCCUGGCUAGCACUACGGCAUACAUUGCUACCAUACAGCUCUCGUGAAAAGCAAGGCAUUGAACGAUCGGAAUGGUUCGCCCGUGAAGGGUUCGGAUAUAAUAAAUUGCAAAGCACCAAGCCGCAAACUAUCGGCACAGCACUAGAAGAUAGUCCCGCCGCCUUGUUAUCGUGGAUUUACGAAAAACUGCAUGAUUGGACAGACUCGUACCCGUGGACAGAUGAUGAGAUCCUAACCUGGAUCUCCAUCUACUGGUUCUCCGCCGCGGGACCGUCGGCCAGUGCUCGGAUUUACUAUGAGUCCAUGCAUGCGUGCCCGAUCAAUGGUAAGUCACUCGAAGAGAUGCUCGGCUAUCUUCCGCAUGUCAAGCUAGGAAUUGCGCACCUUCCUCGGGAGAUUACUAUUGUCCCUAGUUCCUGGGCUGCUGUGCUGGGGGAUGUGGUGAGAGAAAGUGAGCACGCAAGUGGUGGACAUUUUGCUGCCUGGGAGGUUCCGCACGUUAUUGCUGAGGAUUUGCAGGCUAUGUUUAGAAGGGAUGGGCCAUGUUACCGGGCUGUUACUGGAAGAGAUGGUUAUUAA